AUGUUUUAUUACGGAGAUUCAAUUGCAGGGGAGCCACUCAUCUUCUUUGAAUGCUUUAGGAUUAUUUCAAUAUCAAUAGCUGUUUAUUCUGCAUGAUUUUGCGAGGUGAGAGCGACGAGAACAAUGGUGCCAUGACCUUCCAGGUCAGUGAGUUAUGUUGAGUAGUCAGACAUUCCAUCCAUCUCAACAGCACGUCUGUCUUGUCCAUUUUCAUGUCGUACCGAAGCCCGACGAGAAAGAGGGAUUGAUUCUAGACAUAGAGAAAAGUUGGCCUCAACAAUCUCCUGAUGAGACUGAACUUGAGGCUACUCAGGCCAAAAUGGUUGGUCGUUUAGGAUAGCUGAAAUGGAAAAGGUUCUGAAAGAUAGAAAUGUACGGGGAAGAAUUGAACCAAUAAAAAGCCAGAUAUGAUACUAGUACUGCAGCGUCUGAGAAUUUCGGUGGUCAGG
Guyanagaster necrorhizus is the source of this 449-nucleotide messenger RNA. RefSeq lists its product as uncharacterized. The transcript is spliced from 2 exons. NCBI's taxonomy places the organism in Eukaryota, Fungi, Basidiomycota, Agaricomycetes, Agaricales, Physalacriaceae. The record is from RefSeq and is a predicted model, not a curated record. The coding region runs from base 155 to 340 and encodes 61 amino acids.